AUGGAGGAUACUCAAUCGUUUCGCCUGAUCGAAACCAUGGAUACCAUGGCAAUCACUCUCAACCAUGUUGACGGACAGAACAUCGUUUAUUGGGAGGAUAUUGAGCAAGUCUUUCCCGGAGUUAAGCGCGUUAGCAACGGCUAUUCGGUGAUCAAGUUUCUUCGGGGUUCCGAUCAACAAGGCGUCCUGGACGUUGUCUUGUCUACCUCUAUCCAACAUGUUCUUGCCAACCCUGCUAAGUUUGAUCCAGUCGGUGGUGAAACUAAUGCUCCAGCCGGUGCUCCAGUUAAUAACAAAGUCACUGUUGCUCUCAGGGCUACCCCACCUAUACCAGAGACGCCCGUCAGCGACAAUGGCCUUCUCGGCACACCAUCAAGUCCAUCGUCUACCACCAAUGCUGCUUCCAAGGCAUCAUUGUUCCAGCAGACUGUGACACGCGCGUCUAGGAAGGCACGCGAAUCUGAGGUCGAGCAGCGAUUUAUCUCCCUUUUGGCCCCUGAAGUCCACGAAACCGUUCGAGCCUCGUCGGACAUCUACCAGGCGUUUGCCAAGGCUAUCAAGUACAGUAACGGGGAGCUUAGUCGAGCAGAGCUUAGCGGCCUCCUUAAGCAAGAACUGGGUGGGCACUUUCAGAAGCUGGAGGCUAUGGUGGUCAAGAACUCAGAGUUGCAGGAAGCAAUGCUUGCCAAACAGGAAGAAGUGAAGCAGCUGCAGGAGCAAGUCCUUAGCAACCAAGACGAGAUGAAGCAACUACAGCAACGAACUCUUGAUCAGUUAGCUGUGCUCCAGUCCCGUGUGCAAGCCGUCUUAACUCAGACCUACGAACUCCACGAAUACCCGAUCCCUCGUCUUUUCGUUGUCCUUCCUCAAGACCCUUCAGAACACACCAGGUCGAUCAAAUUCAACACUGAGAUCUCUCAUGAUAUCCACUUUGCUAAGCAUGAAGGCUACGAGAUCGCUCGACCUUCAGAGUUCUUUCAGCAAUACGGCCCCUAUGUCCUCACUAUCCUCAAGAUGCUCAAGUUCGGUGUUUCGGUUGCCGGAGUGGCUGUACCAGCUAUCUCUCACCUGGUCAGAUCGGACGCCAUCGAUCAAGCCACUGCCGGUCUACAACAGUUGAAGGACAACAUUGAGCCUGGAAUGAAUCAUCUCAUAGACUGGAUGGACAAGGUCUCUGUGAACGAAGGCGAGGCUAUUGACGAGUUUUCUAAGCAGAUGGAAAAGAAGGAGGCAUUGGAAGGCGCCGACCUACGCAAGCUAGACACCUUCCUGAAGGAUAAGGACGGCAAUAAGGUGUUGGGGAACUUGUACAGGACCGUUACGGACGAGGGGCAUGUCAAAUGGGUUUGCAUUGACCACUACCGCAUGAACUAUCUAGAAAGCUCGGCCAAGGAGUUCCUGCGCGUGUUAGGUUCCGUCGAAGGAUCGUUUAGUGAAAACAUCGGUAGGGUUGACGUGAGACUCCAGUCAAGAGCGUUGGCAGAGCCUUUCUUUUCGGCACUGGGAAAGGCGAGAUAUAUCUACGAGCUCGAUAUCGACUUACACUGGGCCUGCACCACAAAUGAUCUUGAAGCACUGGAGGAUGCGCUCAAGGAAUCAAGAGUAUCAAUUCUUCGACUGGAUCUUCAACAAUUUCGGACGAGCGUCGUCAGUAAACUACUAUCGACAUCCACACCAUACGGCGUCAUUUACCGCAUCAGAGAUCUUCCUAAUAUGAAGGUACUUCAUAUUCUUCUUUCAAAGGAGUUCGUCAAGUUUCUUGGAUUUCCACUCAAAAAAUCAACUCAUAUUUGUAAGAUGUCCUGCGAGCUAGCAUCUACAUGGAUUGGAGGAAGGGAGUUGGGAAUACUAGCUGAUGCACUCAAGACCAACUCGACCCUGAUCACUUUGAACUUGCUCUACAACUCGAUCGGAGACAACGGAGCCAAGACGCUGGCUGAGACACUCAGGACCAACUCGACCCUGACCACUUUGAACUUGGGGGGCAACUCGAUCGAAUCCGACGGAGCCAAGGCGCUGGCUGAGGCACUCAAGAACAACUCGACCCUGACCACUUUGGACUUGGGGGGCAACUCGAUCGAAUCCGAUGGAGCCAAUGCGCUGGCUAAGGCACUCAAGACCAACUCGACCCUGAUCAGUUUGAACUUGUUCUACCAAGCGUGGUUCAAGGAGGAGUGGAAAGAGACGAAAGGGGAAUAA
Messenger RNA from Linnemannia hyalina, 2199 nucleotides. The record is from the annotation of a GenBank genome assembly. NCBI's taxonomy places the organism in Eukaryota, Fungi, Mortierellomycota, Mortierellomycetes, Mortierellales, Mortierellaceae.